AUACUUUUACCGGAACUCGUUUCCUGAGAUGGCGAUUGUUGUUCAGCAUUCAUAAAAAUCUUCACGAUGAUCCAGGUCCCCAGCGCAACGGCUGAGCGCCCCGAUGGCAUCACCGCCGACAAGGAUGCGGCGCUGGCGGUGGUAAGCGACGAAGCGCAGGAGAUUGAUCCCGCCGUGGAAAGACGCGUGCUGCGCAAGAUCGAUAUGUUCUUCAUGCCGGCGAUGUUGAUCGGUUAUGGAUUUGUAUAUUGGGAUAAAGCUAUUCUGGGAAGCGCCUCUCUCUUUGGAAUGACGACCGAUUUGGCCUUGAUGGUGGUGGAUGAUUCCACCUCGCCACCGUCAAAAGAUACAUCGCGUCUCAGCUGGGCCACCUCCAUCUUCUACUUCGGUAUGCUGGCCGGGCUGUACCCGAUGACCUUCAUCCUGCAGCGAUUUCAGAUUCGAUACGUCUUCGGACCGAUCGUCAUGCUGUGGGCGAUAACCUGUGCAGCUACUGCGGGUGUAACAACUUGGCAGGGGCUGUUUGUCCAGCGGUUUUUCCUCGGAUUCGUCGAGAGUGUCGUGCCAACCGGCUUCAUGACCAUCGUCAGCGGCUACUACACCCAGCAAGAGCAGGCCAUGCGUCAGGCCUGGUGGUUCUCCGGCACCGGGUGGUUCACCAUCAUCGGCGGAGCUCUCAACUACGCCUUCGGCCAGAUCACGUCCGGCGCGCUGACCCGAUGGCAAUACAUCUACAUCUUUGCCGGAGCCUUGACCUUUCUCUUCGGCCUCUGGUGCUGCAUCAUGCCCAACUCGCCCGUGUCCGCGUGGUUCCUGUCGCCAGAAGAGCGCGUCGUCGCCGUCGAGCGCCUCCGUAAGGGCCAGACCGGCGUCCGCUGCCAACAGAUCAAAUGGGAUCAAAUCAAAGAAGCCUUCCUCGACGUCAAGAUCUACCUUGUGGCGAUCAUGAUGGCCGCAGCAUACACCAUCAACGGGGCCAUCUCCGGCUUCGGUCCCCUCAUCGUCUCCACCUUCGGCUUCGACACCCUCGACUCCAUCCUAUUCCAAUUCCCCGUCGGCGCCGUCUGCGUCAUCUUCAUCCCUCUCUGCGGCUUCAUCUCCUCCCGGAUCCCUAACACCCGCAUCCCGAUGCUCAUCGCCUGCUGCCUCCCCGUGAUCGCCGGGUGCGUCAUGAUCUGGAAGUCUGAAUGGGGAUAUCAACCCGCAACACCUGUCGCCGGGUACGCGAUUACCGGAUUCUUCGGGCCCGUAGUGAGCCUCAUCAUCACACUAGGAGCCAGCAACGUUGCGGGAGCCACGAAGAAGACCAUCAUGGCGGCGACGGUGUUCGUGGCGUACACGGUGGGCAACAUCAUCGGGCCGCAGCUGGUGAACAGCAAGACGGUGGAUCAGCAUUAUCCGGAGCUCUGGCAGGGGUUGAUUAUUUGUUAUUGUAUUACGAUUGCGGCAGCGGUGGUUUUGUAUGUGUUGCUGAGGAGGGAGAAUCGGCGCCGCGAUGCCAUGGAUGUGGAUGAGAGCUUGAGGGAUAAGUUGGCGUUUCAGGAUCUGACGGAUAAGCAGAAUCCGUUUUUUAGGUAUGUUUUGUGAUGAGGUUGGUUUGAAUGGGUGUGAUGAUAAGUGGAUUUAAUAUUCUCGAU
Aspergillus steynii IBT 23096 is the source of this 1637-nucleotide messenger RNA. RefSeq names its product putative MFS transporter. Gene Ontology annotation, molecular function: transmembrane transporter activity. Lineage: Eukaryota; Fungi; Ascomycota; Eurotiomycetes; Eurotiales; Aspergillaceae. Gene Ontology annotation, biological process: transmembrane transport. Gene Ontology annotation, cellular component: membrane. The record is from RefSeq and is a predicted model, not a curated record. The coding region runs from base 67 to 1587 and encodes 506 amino acids. The transcript is spliced from 5 exons.